ACCAUGCCACGACCUCUCAGUUUCGAAUCUGCGUUCGGUACGGACAGGUGUGCUUUUCCAGUCCCGUCAAUUGGUUUGGUUGAUUGUGAUCGUUGACUUCGGUGCCGGUUUCGUCAAGUGUGUCUUCUACAAUUCUAAGGUCUGCUAUACCCCAUUUGUGUACUCCACUAUUAUAACCGCAAGUGCUCAACUACAGCAAAGAAUACAAGUGCGGCCACGGCCACCAAUAAUUGAAAGCGAAAUCAGCAACUUUUAUUUUCUUCUGCAUUGUGAAACGUUAAAAUAUGGCAUCAGAAGGCAAAAAGUGAAAAAGCGAGGUGCACAUAAACCGUCGAAGCGAAUCAUUGAAUGAAGUAAAGACGAAGAAAAAUAAGUGCAAUCAGUUAAACAUAUAAUUUUUGGAACACAAAUAUAUUGUGCCAAAAGUGCCACACUGAACAUUGCAAGUUAAAUUAUGUAAUACACAUUUAAAUAACAAAAAUGGUGUUAGUAUUAUAGAGUAAUAGAUUAACUGUGGCAAAAGUCAAAUUUGCUGAUUCUUGCAUUACAUACCUGCUGCAGGUAACGGAUUACAUAGAGUGCAGUUGAAGCCUGGUUUAAAUUAGGCCACAUCAGCGCCUUGCUAGGAAAGCAAAGAUCAAAAGAAUAGAAACUUUGAUACCCAAAAUUAAUCACAAAUAUGACGGCGGUAGAGGUUCAUUCUGGUUACAAAUUCUACGGAAAGGCGACGGAUCUAAACAAAAAGAUUGUUUUGAACCACCUCAACAUGAGUGUCACUAGAGGAUCUAUAUACGGACUCCUUGGCGCAUCUGGCUGCGGAAAAACUACACUUCUAUCAUGUAUUGUGGGUAGAAAGUUUUUAAAUGAUGGUGAAAUUAGCGUAUUAGGUGGUACACCCGGCACACCUGGUUCCGGUGUUCCUGGUCCACGAAUUGGAUACAUGCCUCAAGACAUAGCGCUCGUAGAAGAAUUUUCCAUCAAAGAAACGAUAUACUAUUUCGGGCGCAUAUAUGGUAUGGCCACGGAACGAAUAAGAGAGCGAUAUAAAUUGCUCAAAGAAUUAUUAGAGCUGCCACCAGAUGAACGACACGUUGGGAAUUGCAGUGGAGGUCAACAAAGACGAGUAUCCUUCGCUGCUGCCAUGGUUCAUGAGCCUGAACUGUUGAUCUUAGACGAACCAACUGUGGGCCUAGACCCAUUGCUGCGAGAGCGAAUAUGGCAAUAUUUAGUCGAUACAACAAGUACAAGCAAAUUGGCUGUGAUUAUUACUACGCAUUAUAUCGAGGAAGCUAGACAAGCUUCUUGUAUUGGUUUAAUGCGGAAUGGAAUUUUGCUUGCGGAAGACUCACCGAGCAAUAUUUUGGAACGAUUCAGUUGUACAAACUUAGAAGAUGCAUUUCUUAUGCUGUGCAAAAAGCAUGGUCCAUCCGAAGAAGCCGAUGCAACCACGCAUCAAUCACUCACGAUGCAUAGUUUAAAGUCUAUUGAAACAAUAGAAGAUGGAUCUGGGUUGAAAACAACUUUCCCUACUUUACCAUCACCAAGUGACGAGAAAAGGAAAAUCAAUCGAGUUUUGUAUGAAGAAAACGAGAAACCCAUCACGAAGACUAUUAAAAACCUUAUGAGUUUUACCACAAAACGAAGAAUGAAUGCACUACUUUCGAAAAACUAUCUGCAAAUGAUCCGGCAGCCUGCUGGAAUGGUAUUUCUGUUCCUUUUCCCAAUAUUUCAGUUGGUAAGUUUUUACGUAGCUAUAGGUGGUGAUCCAAAGGAGCUCCGAUUGGGCAUAGUGAAUGACGAGGUCAACAACAUACAGGAGUGUUUCAAUCAAUCGUUAACCAUUACCUCAUAUCAUAAUGAUUAUGAAUGCGACCUUUACAAAACGUCCUGUCGAUUUCUCGAUCAUCUCAAUCGAACUGUUGCGAUACAGGAAUACUAUAAUGAUUUCAACAGUGCUUUUGAGGCCGCUAAAAAAGGCAAGGUUUGGGGUUUCAUUUAUUUCAAUGAAAACUUCACAGAAUCAUUACAAGACGUGAGAGACAAUGUUCGUGAAGCAAACCCGGACUCGUUCCUUAGCUCCGAAAUUAAAGUCUACUUGGACAAAUCGGAUCAACAAGUAACAUUCUACCUGGAAAAGAAAAUACUCGAAACAUACAAGCAGUUUGCCGAGACUUUGAUGUCCGAAUGUAAUCUACCAAAACAGCUGGCAAACAUUCCGAUGAGCUUUGAAGAACCAAUAUAUGGAACAUUCAAUGACGAAUAUACCGCCUUUAUGGCACCGGGGGUUGUAAUGACAAUGAUCUUCUUCUUAGCUACACUGAUUACGGCAACGAUAUUUAUUUCAGACCGGCUUGAGGGUAUAUGGGAUAGAACAUUAGUCGCAGGAAUCACGGCCCUCGAGUUACUUCUAGCACAUAUAAUUACGCAAACAUCGAUAAUGCUGUUACAGUGUAUUGAAAUUAUUCUACUUGCAACGUUCGUUUUUGAUGUGCAGAAUCAAGGUAGCAAUGUAACAGUGGUUGGAUUAUUAAUGCUGCUGGGUUUUGCCGGAAUGCUAUACGGUUUAUUGAUUUCAAUCUUUUGCGAUGCUCACUCUACAGCUAAUUUCAUGGCAACGGGCAGUUUUUAUCCAAUGAUCAUAAUGUGUGGUAUUUUGUGGCCCUUAGAAGCAAUGCCUCAGUAUCUGCAAUACUUAGCGUACUGCUUUCCAUUUACGAUUCCUUCAAUGGCAGUACGAAACGUUUUAUCUAAAGGAUGGAGCAUAACAAAUUCAAAAGUCUAUAUGGGCUAUGGAGCAGUCGGCAUUUGGAUAGUUAGUCUUUUACUAUUAUGUCUAAUUGGGCUGAGAGUUAAAAAAUAAUAGCUACCUUUAUCUGGCUCGAUGAAUAGCAUUUAAGUUUUCCUCUAGAUUAGUCGCAUGUACAUAAUUAUUGUCAUUAAACUAACUCAAGUUACCCCGAUUAAUUGUUCAAUCGAGAUAUGUAAAAAUAUGUAUGGAACCUAGAGAAAAAUCGUAUGGAAUACUAGUAACAAUCAUAGCUUUUUUUUAAACUCAGAAAUUUUAUCUAAUAUCUAAUAUUCUAAUAGAAACAAAACUGGACGGUUCAUUCAUUAUAGAUUAAAUUGACAUCGUUUGAAAAUGUAUGUACUUAGAGUACCAAACACGAAAAGUUAUCAACCUAAUAAGAGUUGAAAAGAUAAAUUUCAAUUUGGACGAACCAUGCAUAUAAACAUAAUAUCAACAAUAGACUUCGAUUGCUGUCAUGGUGAAAACGUCUUUUUAAUGUGAAUCUUUACAGUUGAAUAGUAUUAUCUAAGGGAGCAUUCAUAAAAAACGUAUACCAAAAUUUGAAACUUUUUAUUCAAAUAUCCCCCCUAAAAGUCAACAUAGGCUUUUGUUUUCAAUAAAAAAAAAAUUCAUAAUUUUUCGGUAAGAGGUAGUAUUACUAGCUAUCACUGAUAGCUCAACAUGAUUUUUACAGUUACGCUCCGGAAUUAGUCGAUUUAUACUAAACAUUAUCGUGAAUAUCGCCGAAAAUAUCGUGUAAGUACUGCGUCCAACUUAAUUUUUUGGAGUAUCCGCAGCAGUCUGUUCAGUACACGUUAAUGAAAUAUUCCGUUCAAUCCAGGUCGGGAACUUUUUGCUAGCGGAAAUAUUUAUAAAGGGUUUAUAAACAUUUCGUUCCAACAAGAUGACACUACGUGUCAUUCAGCAUACGCAACAAGAGACUUUUGGGUUGAAAACUUGUGCAAAGCGAUGGUUUCAAUAAUUGUUCUAUCGAGAAUUGAAAUAAAGUUAUUCAAUUUAUCCAGUACAAAUAAA
Malaya genurostris is the source of this 3823-nucleotide messenger RNA. RefSeq names its product ABC transporter G family member 20. The transcript is spliced from 11 exons. Gene Ontology annotation, molecular function: ATP hydrolysis activity; ABC-type transporter activity; ATP binding. Bases 680 to 2860 code for a protein of 726 amino acids. Gene Ontology annotation, cellular component: membrane. The record is from RefSeq and is a predicted model, not a curated record. NCBI's taxonomy places the organism in Eukaryota, Metazoa, Arthropoda, Insecta, Diptera, Culicidae.